AUGGACUACCACCCGGGCAUGACAAAGACCGAAAUCGCAGAUCGUCCUGAAGUGCUUCAUUUCUGCGAGGACACCGUUGAGCUGGCAGCUGGCACUGCUGGGUACUUGGCUUCACCACAAACACGAUUGUUGAGCGGAAAGUAUAUGCCUACCAAUUGGGAUGUGAAUGAAUUAGGAGCCAGGAAGAGUGAGAUCGUCAAUCACGACUUUCUGAAGACUGACUUGAGAGGCGAGUUGGGAGGACCCGACCAGACACGCAGCUAG
Messenger RNA from Penicillium maclennaniae, 264 nucleotides. RefSeq names its product NAD(P)-binding protein. The record is from RefSeq and is a predicted model, not a curated record. The transcript has 2 exons. Lineage: Eukaryota; Fungi; Ascomycota; Eurotiomycetes; Eurotiales; Aspergillaceae. Bases 1 to 264 code for a protein of 87 amino acids.